Molecule: messenger RNA, 4211 nt
Organism: Protopterus annectens (West African lungfish)
Lineage: Eukaryota; Metazoa; Chordata; Ceratodontiformes; Protopteridae
Gene: BMPER
Product: BMP binding endothelial regulator
Exons: 15
Coding region: 870-2894 (674 amino acids)
Molecular function (GO): protein binding
Source: RefSeq, a predicted model, not a curated record
CUUUUCUCUACAGCUCUGCGCGUAUCCUGUCUUAAAUGAGUUUGACUUCUGCAGUUAAUGGUCGUUUUGAUAUUUUUUUUACCUUUUUAAAUGAACAUACUGAUGUUUCCAGACGACCCCCGCCCUUUGUUUCUGUCUCUCGCCAUCUGAACAGACCUGGAACCCGGAACAACCAGCGCACAAUCUAAAUGCCGUAUACAUUGCUUUUAACACCAGUGUAUUUGUGAGGAAAGCAUCAAUUAAAUAUUAAUGUGUCACAGGGAAAACCUCUGGGAACACACUGGCAAUGCACUUCCAAGGGAAUAGUCUUGAAAUGAAGUAAAACAAGUGUGUGCUUUUUGAAGGUAGAUUUUUAACUAUCACUAUAUUGCUACCCCUACAGCUUUCUUUUCCUGUUUGCAAAAAAACAUCAAAACUUUGGCACCCGCACUAUUGUGAAGUCUGAUCUUGACCUUGUAGUAGCAGGUGAAGUUUAAUGUUUAGUGACCAGCUGUACCUAACCAUACUACAACUAGAGGUGACCCCAGGAGUUAUUAUUUUAUCACACAUGGAAUGAUCGAUGAAGGGCAGGCACAAGCUCAAGAGCUGGACGUUGUCCCUGCACAUUUAGCAGAGGGGAGGCAGUGUGUGGGCAUCGAUCUGCCCCCUUCACACUUAUUUGACUUCUGUCAGCAAUGCGGCAGCCUCACUGCCACCACAAUUUCACAGCAGCUAGAAUAUGGACUUUAAAGAAGAUUGCGCUUGGAGGGCGAUAAUUUGGACUGCAUCUGUAUGCCUUUCAUACCUCACGAUCAUUUUAUGUUUCUUUUAAGGGGACUUGUUCGCUGUCAAUUGUGAUACGAUUUUUAUGUGAUAUUAGCUGGCUUACAAUGAGCUCUCGGAUACAGAAAACUGGGCAUGGACAUCUUCUCAGAUGCUUUUUCCUGAUGUGUACCUUGUCACAGCUGCCACUUUCAGCUUCAUUUCUGACGGGCUCGGUGGCUAGCUGUGAGGUGGAAGGCGAGGCCCUGCAGAUCCCUUUCAUCACAGACAACCCCUGCAUUACCUGCGUCUGUCUGAACAAAGAAGUCACAUGUAAACGAGAGAAGUGCCCAGUGAUAGCCAAGGACUGUGCUCUAGUGGUCAAGCAGAGGGGAGCUUGCUGUGAGCGAUGCAAAGACUGUAAACUUGAAGGAAAGAUUUAUAACAGCUCCAUGAAAUGGCAGUCUCCAUUCAGCCCUUGCAAAACCCGCAUAUGCCAGGAAGGUGUCGUCACUGAAUCCGAAAAGCUCUGUGUGGUCUACUGUCAAAAUGCUACUCUGCAUAAGGGAAGAUGCUGUCCAGCUUGUCCAGGCUGUGUGUUCGAAGGCAGGGAAUACUUGGAAGGGGAGGAAUUUCACCCUGAAGGCAAUAAGUGUAUUCGAUGUUCAUGCACUGGAGAAAAGAUACAGUGCAUAAAGGAGGCAUGCCCAGUCUUGUCUUGCCCCCAGCAUCUCAGUCACAAACCCCCUGGACAGUGCUGUCGUAGAUGCAUAGGUCAAAGGAAAGUGUUUGACCUAUUACAAGGAAGCUGUUUGUUUCACAGUGAAGUUUAUGAUAAUGGUACUACCUUUCAGCAUGACAACUGCACAACCUGCACCUGCAUAAAUUCCACAGUCUUGUGUCAGAAGCAAUGUUCACCUCCGGGGACCUGCAACAAAAGCAAAGAGCAGUGUUGUGAAGAAUGUAUCUCCUAUAUUCCUGUUGAGGAAGUGAAGUCAUGCCAGUAUGGGAAUAAAAUAUUUGGGGAUGGCGAGAUGUGGUCUUCAGUUAACUGCACUAUCUGCGCAUGUCUGAAAGGACACACAGAAUGCCACAAGAAGGAAUGUGUCUCUGUCAAGAGCUGCCCUGCUGGUAAAAUUCUGAACAGGAAAGGAUGCUGCCCAGUUUGCACUGAAAAGCCUGGAGUAUGCACUGUAUUUGGCGAUCCCCACUACAAUACUUUUGAUGGAAGGACAUUUAACUUUCAAGGAACAUGUCAGUAUACUCUGACAAAGGACUGUUCUCCAAAAGCAGGUUUUGAAGUACUAGUUAAAAAUGAUGCCCGGCGCACUCGCUCCUUCUCUUGGACCAGGUCUGUAGAACUCUUAAUGGAUGGAAGUAGCAUCAGUUUGCACCAACACCUCAUGGUAAAAAAAAAUGGAACUCGCAUCUCUCUGCCCUAUGAAUCCCCAAAUAUCCAUGUUGAUUUAGAUGGCUACUUAAUAAAAGUAACUACAAAAACAGGCUUACAGAUAUCCUGGGAUGGUGAUAGUUUUGUCGAAGUCAUGGCUGCUCCCCAUCACAAAGGUAGACUCUGUGGUCUGUGUGGUAAUUACAAUGGACACAGAAGAGAUGACUUGAUUGCAAGGGAUGGCAGUUUCAGGUUUGACAUUGAUGAUUUUGCUGAGUCCUGGAGGGUUGAAUCCAAUGAAGCUUGCCACAGACCACAAAGAAAGCCCAUGCCUGUGUUUUGCCAGGGGACUGCAAAGGUUAAAUUCCGAGCUCAUCGCGAGUGCCAAAAGUUAAAGUCAUGGGAGUUUCAAAGCUGCCAUACUGCAGUGGAUUAUGUUGCAUUUUAUAAGUCCUGUUUGACAGAUAUGUGCGAGUGUCCUCUGCACAAGAAUUGCUACUGUGAGUCCUACCUUGCUUAUGCCCGAGCAUGUCAAAGGGAAGGCCUGCAAGUGAGCUGGAAGCCAGAGCAAAACUGUGCUUCAACCCAGUGCAAGCAUGGAGCUGUGUAUGACACUUGUGGCCCAGGAUGCAUUAAGACCUGUGACAACUGGAAUGAGAUUGGACCUUGCAGCAAGCCAUGUGUAGCUGGAUGCCAUUGCCCAGCCGACUUAGUUCUUCAUAAUGGAACUUGCAUUAAACCAGCCUUUUGUCCACAGCGGUGACACAGGCAUUACAGAGAUCAACUAUAAGAUGAUGUCCGUGACAUCCAGAAGAUUUAUUUUACAGCCAGUAUAGGACUGUUCCAAACUGUCAAUAUUGCAACAUAACAAAUACUGAGAGGGAUGAUUAUGCACAGUAUAUGCUAUUUUAAAUUGGUAUUAUUUCUAGGACCAGCAAUUCUGUAAAGUACUUGAGCAUCUGUGAACAAUCUAUGUGUUGUAAACUAAUUCCAGAAUAUAAUAGUGUGUCUGAAUGCCUUAUUUUAAAUGGCAGUCAUGCUGCUAAACUGAAGAGCUUUCCACGUUCAUUAAACAUAUGAUACCUUAAUAGCUUGGCAGCUGGAAGAAAGGCACUACUGUGGUCCAGAAAUCUGUAGACAGAGAUUCAUACAGCCGCUGCAGAGUUUAUGAAUAAAAAUGUCUGAGCCCAAUAGAGCCAAUUGCAACAUAUUUUCCUGUAAAUGUCUGUCAAUGCAUUUUAAAGUGCACCUUAUAUAUUUAAAAUGUAAAUGAAUUCAUAAAUUAUAGAAGUUAGUUAACUAACUGUUAUUACCUUUUAGAUGAAUUUCUUAAUCGGUAACUGAAUUAUCAUUAGCAUUUCUGCCUAUACAUACAGCCUGAAAUGAGGUUAUGUGUCAUUCAUACUCAAAAGGUCUGAAACUUUGAUAUCACAACCAAUCAACUAAGAGUCCCAAAAGUACCGAAGUUGGUGCAGUACUGAUUUACAGGCCUAAAUUAAUUACCAUUACUCCUGAUGUUGUGACAAUAGUUUCUACUGAAAUAGCCAGUGUCAACAAUUGUAUUGUUCUUGCUAGUUUAAGUGAUGAAAGAGUUACAGUACAAUAUCAUUAUAGCAUGAGAAGUUAGCUCAGAAAAUUAAAUUUGAUGUGCCAGGGAUUAAAACCAGCAUGCCAGGGAUUAAGUCUGGCAUGCCAGGGAUUAAAUCUAGCAUGCCAGGGAUUAAGUUUGACAUGCCAGGGAUUAAGUUUGGUAGUUAAUGUUGAGGAUUAUGACUAUGAGCUUAUAACAAGCUGUUUCUUGCAGUCCAGGGUUUGAUUCUGUAAGCCUCCAUUUACCUACUGUGCAACAGUGAACAAAUCAUUUAACCAAACAGUGCUCCCAGGUUGCUUUUAAGAAGAAUACAUGUCCAGUGGGGUUACAUGAUAAACAAGUAAAAAAUGAGUAAAGUCCAGCACAAGUAAAUAAAACAACACCACAAACUACGCAGUUUAGUGUUUUGUUUGAACAAGUAAAUAAAAGUUGUAUGUAAAAGUCUCUAGUAAUGUCAGAAAAAUAGAUAUCCAUUUUAGCAAAUUAAAA